Molecule: messenger RNA, 1851 nt
Organism: Drosophila grimshawi
Lineage: Eukaryota; Metazoa; Arthropoda; Insecta; Diptera; Drosophilidae
Product: protein tumorous imaginal discs, mitochondrial
Exons: 2
Coding region: 139-1701 (520 amino acids)
Biological process (GO): protein folding; mitochondrion organization; response to heat
Cellular component (GO): mitochondrion
Molecular function (GO): ATP binding; heat shock protein binding
Source: RefSeq, a predicted model, not a curated record
AAGUGUCAAGUGAGAGAACAAAAAGAAAAGCAAGAGCGAGAGAACAUUAUUAUAUUGUAAGCAGCAUGGAGGUUAUUACGGCAUGUUGUUAGAGCUGCCAGCCAAAUAGAGAACAGAUUAAUCGAGUUUAAUAAGUUAAUGGACAAAAUGAUUUCGUAUAAAAAUUUAUGUGUUUUGCGCCAGCUGCCACUAAGGAGCUGCUGCAGCCGACAAUACAACGCCAUUCAACUGAGCACAGCACUGCGGACAGCGAAGAAUUCUUGGAAUCCGAAUCCGACGGCUGUCAUCGCCUCCGCCGCCUGGCAACAGAGGGCGACGCAACAGCAGCGACAAGAGCGCAACAUUUACACGACGAGCCGACAGCAGGCAAAGGACUAUUAUACGACACUGGGCGUGGCCAAGAAUGCCAACGGAAAAGACAUUAAAAAAGCCUACUAUGAUCUGGCCAAGAAAUACCAUCCGGACACCAAUAAAGAUGAUCCAGAUGCAAGCAAAAAGUUCCAAGAAGUGAGCGAGGCUUAUGAAGUGUUGAGCGACGAGCAGAAGCGACGCGAAUACGACACCUAUGGUCAGACGUCGGAAAAUAUGCAUCGACAGGGUGGCGCUGGUGGUGGUUUUGGUGGCGGCCCCUUUGGGCCGGAGGGCUUCUCACAGAACUGGCAAUUUCGCUCCACCAUCGAUCCGGAGGAACUUUUCCGCAAAAUCUUUGGCGAGGGCAAUUUUCGCAGCAAUAGUUUCGAUGAUUUUGCCGAUUCCAAAUUUGGUUUUGGCCAGGCACAAGAGCUAGUCAUGGAUCUGAGCUUUGCCCAGGCGGCGCGUGGCAUUAACAAGGAUGUUAACAUCAACGUUGUCGAUCAGUGUCCCAAAUGUGCCGGCUCCAAAUGUGAGCCGGGCACCAAACCCGGCCGUUGUCAAUAUUGCAAUGGCAGCGGUUUCGAAACGAUAUCGACGGGUCCAUUUGUGAUGCGCUCUACGUGCCGCUAUUGCCAAGGCACCCGUCAAUAUAUCAAAUACCCAUGUGCCGAGUGCGAGGGCAAGGGACGAACGGUGCAGCGUCGCAAGGUGACCGUACCCGUGCCCGCCGGCAUCGAGAAUGGACAAACGGUGCGCAUGCAAGUCGGUGCCAAGGAACUGUUUGUCACGUUCCGUGUGGAGCGCAGUGAUUACUUCCGGCGUGAUGGUGCCGAUGUGCACACAGAUGCACCCAUCUCCCUCGCCCAGGCAGUGCUCGGCGGCACGGUGCGUGUACAGGGCGUCUACGAGGAUCAGUGGCUGAAUAUUGAGCCAGGCACCUCAUCGCACCGGCAGAUUGCGUUGCGUGGCAAGGGACUGAAGCGGGUGAAUGCCCAUGGGCAUGGCGAUCACUACGUGCACAUCAAGAUCGAUGUGCCCAAAAAGCUGACUGAACAGCAGCGGGAACUGCUCGUGGCGUAUGCAGAACUGGAGCAGGAUACGCCGGGUCAGAUUCAUGGCAUGGCACAGCGGAAAGAUGGCAGUAAGAAAGCAACCGCAGGUGCCAGUGAAGCAGGAAAUCAAGCAAAGGAAAACAGCGAUCGAGGGACAACAGCAGAAGCAGCAGCAGCGAAAGACGAACAAAGUGAAAAGUCAAAAACACGCGGCGGCGAACAGCAAAGCGGACGAGGCGACAGCCAAAGUGAAGGCGGAGGCUUCUUGAACAAAAUCAAAUCUAUGUUCAACUAAGUGGGAGCGGAUGUGAUUUUUUGUUUGUUUUCUUUGUUUUGAAAGAUACAAAUGUGUUUUAAUUUAAGCCUGUUACAUGCCAACAUUUUGGUCAUCAAUGCUGUCAAAUGUAAAAAGCAAAUAGCAAAAUACACCAAAAUUUACAGUUAA